Molecule: messenger RNA, 7206 nt
Organism: Blastomyces gilchristii SLH14081
Lineage: Eukaryota; Fungi; Ascomycota; Eurotiomycetes; Onygenales; Ajellomycetaceae
Product: sensor histidine kinase/response regulator
Exons: 5
Coding region: 1-7206 (2401 amino acids)
Biological process (GO): phosphorelay signal transduction system; protein autophosphorylation
Molecular function (GO): ATP binding; phosphorelay sensor kinase activity; protein binding
Source: RefSeq, a predicted model, not a curated record
AUGGACGACAGCCAUAUACUUGGAGAGGACUUACCUCUUCCUCCAGGGCGCCUGUUUGAGCGCUUAGCGCAAUUACCCGGCUACAUCUGGCACCAGAAUCUCAGACCUUUCCGUUCCUCCUAUGAUCAUUGGCACGUUACAGGCGUGAGACUUGCUUCGGAUGCAGAUGUGCCCAUUUUAACUCCUUCCUCCUCCUCACGAUCGAAAGAGUCCACAUUGACCUCUGCGCACACCUCCCCCCGGAUCGAAAACAGAUCAUCCUACUCUCGAAAUAAUUGGCGAAGUAGCCUCAGCGAAUCAAGUAGCGAUAUUUCCUCCUCUCGCAACGAUCCGGAUGCCUCAUGGGUACCCGUAGUGGCUCGCGUUUCGAGCCAUGUUAUAAGGCUGGAACGCGAGUUCCAUAUACUGAAAUCAAUUAUCCAGAUAUCAGAUCCCGAAUGCAAACACACGGUCCGCCCCAUCGACAUUAUUCGCCUCGCCCCUCAGCCUGGCGAUCCCGGUCCCUUGUUGGUUACAAUCUACGAAUCCCAGGGUCCAAAUCAGUUAAAAGAAUAUGUAGGCUUCGGGCCUAUCUUUUUCCAGACGUAUGGGGGAGAGGUAUUAGCGGAAUGCUCAUCCCUAGGGGCCCAAGUUCCCAUCGCAACGUUUUUGGAUUUUGCCAUCGGUGCAUGCGAAUGUCUGGAAUUAUUGCAUUAUGGCCUGAAAUGCAUUCACGGUGAAAUCAGACCCGAUGCCUUCCAUUAUAAUGCCGAGACAGGCGCAGUGAAACUUUCAAACACGGGAAAUGGCGCCAGAUCUUUCGAUAAUGCAUUGAGUGAAGGUUGGUCGAUCCUAACACGCGAUUUCGGCGUGAAAAAUAAGUUGCAAUUCGUCGCACCGGAACAAACUGGAAGAUUACCAACAGAGCCUGAUAGUCGCACUGAUAUAUACGCUCUCGGUGUGUUGUUUUGGUCGAUGCUUGCGGGACAACCUGCAUUCGAUGCGAGUGAUCCAGUUGAAGUUGUGCAAAAUGUGCUCGGCAAAACAUUACCUACGGUUUCAUCCAAGAGGAUGGAUGUACCAGAUGCAGCCGCCGCCGUUAUCCAAAAAAUGACCCACAAACAGAUCGAUGAUAGGUACCACACGAUUUCUUCAGUGAAGUGGGAUCUUCAGCAAAUUUCAAGACUACUAGGCGAUGGCGAUCAUGAGGGAUUAAAAAAUUUCGUCAUAGCCCAGCGCGAUGUUUCAUCGUUUUUUGCCCUGCCAGCGACUAUGUUUGGACGGAGAGAAGAACAUGAAAAGAUCCUUCAAAUUAUUGACAAAGUCCAAAAACGCCAACAAGCUACUCUUGCCCAAGCUGCGGCGAAGUCAAUUCACUCCCUCUAUGCUCUCAGUUCAGGCUCUUCCGUGUCUGAUAGUCGCGUGGAUGGCAUUGAAAUUGGGGAUGGCUCCAGUGACUCUGGAUCAUACGGUAUUGCUGCCAUACGGAGCAGUUCUACAUCUAGCCCUUACGCUCUUGCGCAUUCGUCAACACAAGACUCAAACUGUAGCGCAGAUUCUACCUCAAGUCAAAAAACACUACUUCUCUCCAAUAGAGUUAAGAGUCCCACCGAUUCAAAGAAUUCUGGCGAUAUCAAUGAUCGCGAAAGUCAUUUUGCUUCCAGCCUCAGUAACCAGGGCCAAUUCGAUUCCCUUGCACCUCUAGGACGGCGAAAGGUGCAGGCAAAGUACCGGCAAAGCGGUCGUUGUGAGGUGAUCAGCAUAUCCGGUGUUGCUGGCCUCGGAAAAUCAGAUCUUUUAAACCGACUACAACCAGAAAUCCGGAAACAUGGCUAUAUCGCAGUUGCUCGCCUCGAUCGUUCACGCCGAGUUCCUUUUGAGCCAUUUUUUAAAAUUCUUGCUAGUCUUCUUCGUCAGAUUUUUUCUGAGCGUGACGUUUCUUCUGAUUACCACAGCUCAAUACGCAUGACCCUGCAGCCAAUAUGGCUAUCCCUCCACAAAAUCCUUGGCCUACCAGAAAAUUUAAUCUACCCUGUUGGGACGAUGAGCGAGUCCGUGAACUUCUUAAAGACUACUGCUACACCCCUUCAAGUGCUUAAAGAGGAGACAGAGGAAUCAUUUCAUUCCCAAGAUGCCCACUUUACCAGUUUAAGCGCGGGUCAGACAUUGAAUGAUUUUUGCCAUGGGCCAUCAUCCAACGCUAUGCUCAGAUUCGCGGAUACUCUUAUUGAAACAUUGAGGAUUAUGUCGUUUCAGAAGCUGAUAUGCGUCGCUUUGGAUGAUAUCCAGUACGCCGAUGUGGAAAGCGUGCAGAUUUUGCUUGAGAUUGUCAGAACUAAAAUCCGAUGCGUUCUUAUGAUUACGAGCCGACCAGAAGAAAUAAAUUCCCCUGAAUUAAAAGCGCUUUUCCAGACCGACAUGGCCAAUGUAACCAGGAUCGAACUAAGCCCAUUAAAUGAUGACGAGGUUCACGAAUAUGUUGCUGCCACGAUGCACCAACCUCCUAACAAGAGGCUGCUUCCCCUUUCCGCAGUCGUCCAAGAGAAAAGUCGAGGAAUUCCGUUCUACAUGCGAAUGAUCCUUGAGACCUGCUAUCAAAAGAACUGCAUUUGGUAUUCUUGGAGAGACUCAGCCUGGCAGUUCGACUUGGACAGGAUAUUUACGGAAUUUGUGUCCCCUAGCUAUGGUGAAGGCCUCGGCACAGAUUUCAUCGCCAAACGGCUCCAAGAGCUUCCCUCGGAAUCCCGCUCGAUUCUUUUAUGGGCUGCAUUGUUAGGCAGUCCAUUUUCCUUCACAUUAGUUCAGAGGUUGCUCUCCGGAGAGUUUCUGUUCGCCUUGGGUGGAGAACCCCUAGAGGACAUUACAUGUCCGCACCGGGCACCCUUGACGCAAAGUAAAAGAGGGAUGGUUUCAGGACUUCAGCACUUACUCCAAAUGUAUAUUAUAAUCCCCGGUGAAACUGAUGAUGAAUUUAGAUUCGCCCACGAUCGCUACGCCCAAGCCGUAGCAAGUAUGAGAGAGUGCCAUAACCAAGAGAAGAUGCAUUUCAUUGCUGCAAAAACCGUGAUGAAAUACGGUCCAAAUGACAGCACUUCAUUGUAUUCGCGAGCUCAGCAUAUUCAGUGUGCAGCAAGAUUAAUCAAGCAGCGAGUUCACGAACGGAUCAAAUAUAGAGAUGCGCUGUACUACGCCGCUCGGAGCGCUUUCCAGUCUGGGGCGAAGGCUACCGCGCUAAGCUAUUUUCAAGCUUGUCUCUACCUGCUACAGGAUGACCCAUGGGAUAGCAAUGCUGAAGAUGUUUACUAUGAGGAAACACGAGAGCUCCAUAUUCAAACCGCUGAAAUGCUAAUAUCUAGUGGGAAAAACAAGGAAGCCAUGGAACUUCUUGAGGUGGUGUUCAAGCGCGCUCAUUCUCCUGUGUGCAAGGCGAGGGCAUGGAAAUUAAAAAGCAAGAUACUCGCCCAAAGAAGCGAUAUUUCCGGUGCCCUUGAGGCCUUGUUCACAAGCAUGGAUGAGCUGGGUGUGAAAAUCAACAGGCCAAGCUCCUGGGAAGCUUGCGAUGAGGCAUACGAGAAACUCAGCGCAUAUCUUAAAGCUGCCGAUCUCGAUGUCGUUUUCUCUGUACCGCUUAGCCAGGACAAGACGUUGAUCACUCUUGGGUCGUUGAUGGCCGAAGCUAUGUCAGUGUGUGUUUGGGGGGAGCCGUUGACGUUUCUCCAGCUGGGGAUUGAAAUGAUGAAUAUCUAUCUGUUUCGUGGAGCCUUUUCGCAGGUCGCCGUUCUGUGCACAUACAUAUCCAUGGUUGCGAUGAGCCGAUACAAAGAUCUUGAACUUGGCGUCAAGCUCAGCGACUCUGCUGUCGAUCUCCUAGACCGCUUCGAUGAACCCUGGAUUCUAGCGCGGGCUGUUACUAUCCACAAUUAUUCCGUUAAUCAUAUGAGGGUACCCAUGUCAACGACAUUACCACGCCUCGAAAGUGCUAUGGAAGCUGCGUUUUUGCUGGGUGAACGAUACUUGAUUCUUAUGAAUAUAUCCGCUAUGGUAUUCACUCGAUUUUGUCUAGGCCAUGACCUGUCUGAGUUGGAGGCGCUGUGUAAUUAUGCGCCAGAGGAAAUUGGCGAUUGGGAAAACGACCCACGUGGCGGGGUCUAUAUCGUUUCUGUCCGGCAAGCCGCACGUGCUCUCCAGGGGAAAACAUUUAUCAACUCUGCGGAUCAUAUACUAUCCGACGAUCAGCACGACAGCGAGAAGUAUAUUGCUCUUCCUGGCUUGAACUCCCACGCCCUAAACAUGUAUCGUGCAAUGAGUUUGGUGCCACUGUACUCCUACGGCUACUACGAGAAAGCAGUGGAGAUUGGCACUGAAAUGACGAAAUCGUUGGCCGGCCUCUGGUCCCUCCGUGCUGCUACCCAAACGUAUUUUUUCCUUUCAUUAUCCAUGCUUAACCGCCACCUUGAUGAUCCAUCCCGACCUGGCGUCGAAGAGACCAUCAACCAGGUUAAAGAGUACAAGAAGGAGGUCGACUUUAAGACCCGCGCUUGCGAUGUGAAUUACGGUGCGUGGUCAUUAAUACUCGAAGGCCUGAUCUGCGAGGCGUCCGGCAAGUUCCAGAGUGCUCUCAUUGCCUUUGAGGCAGCGCUCGAUCAUGCCCAGCUACACAAUUGGCCUCUGGAAGAAGCCCUUGCUCUCGAGCUUCAAGUCGACUUCCUCGUUCGACGUGGCGUUAAACGGGCUGCUAAAUUUAUGCUGCAGGAAGCAAUCGCAGCGUGGAACCGUAUCAGCGCGACGGGUAAAGCUAAGCACCUCUCGGAAAAACAUGAGUGGCUUUUAAGAGUUGGAUCUCCUACAUCAAGAUCUAAUGAUGUUGGUUGUCAAACUAUUGAUUCGAUACUCAAUGUUCCGAGGACUACGGAGCCAGCGUCUAACUCCAUCCAUCCACAGCUUGAAGCUGAACGUAAACGAGAAUGGUUGGAGGAGAAUGAGGAACAUGCUGACCAGAGGUCUUUGGAUAUAUCCGGGCUUGGUCUAGAUAUUAUCGACUUGUCCAGCAUACUUGAAUUUAGCCAAGUCAUGUCCUCUGAAUUACACAUAGAGAAAUUGCUUACCAAAAUGGUUGGCAUAAUACUCGAGUCCUGUAGCGGUUCCGAAUUAGCGGUUGUGGUCACGGACUUUGAACCUUAUGGUUGGCUAGUUGCUGCGGCUAGCGAUCACGAAAAUGGAGAUGUAGCUUUCGCCGAUGGCCUCGCGUUUUCUGAAGUAGAGGACAAAAUGGCACAGCAAAUCACGCAUUAUACUCUACGGACGAGGGAACCCGUCCUUGUCCAUAAUGUCCUCGAUGACGAGCGUUUCUCCAACGUCAGUGAAGCCUACGCCGCCCGAAACCCGCAUGGGAAAUCCGUUAUUGCCCUACCUAUUAUCCAAGCCAACAAUCUUCUUGGGGUGAUUCACGUUGAGGGUAAACCCAAUUCGUUUACUCAACGUAAUUUAGUUGUGCUCCGCCUUGUGUGUAAUCAAGUUGGAAUCUCACUGGCAAACGCUUUCCUUUAUCGGAACGCGAGUAAAGUCAGUGCUGCCAACGCCGCCAUGGUUGAAGCGCAGAAACGUGCCUUGGCACUCGCCAGGGAAGCGGAACGAAAGUCCAAGGUUGCAGAAGCGGAAGCUAAACAUAACGUUAAGCUCAAAGAAGACGCUGCAAAGGCCAAGUCAAUAUUUCUGGCUAACGUUUCUCAUGAUUUGCGCACGCCAAUGAACGGGGUCAUUGGGUUGUCAGAAUUACUUAAAAAGACCAGCUUGGACCGAGAGCAGGAUGGCUACGUCGAAUCGAUCCGUGUCUGCGCGGAUACGCUAUUAACGCUGAUUAACGACAUUCUCGACUUCUCCAAGCUCGAAGCUGGCAAGAUGAAAGUUUCGACAGUUCCCCUCAACCUCAGAGAAACCAUAGCGGAGGUUGUUCGCGCCCUUCGUUAUACUCACCGUGAUUGCGGACUUAAGACUAUCGAGGACCUAGAUGGUGUUGAUCCCAAUUUAUUGGUUAUGGGAGAUCCUGUUCGUCUCCACCAGAUAUUUAUGAACCUGCUAAGCAACAGCUACAAGUUCACGCCAAAAGGCUCCGUUACGGUCAAAGCCAAGGUAACUGAUGAGGAUGAAGGCCGUAUUCGUAUCACGUGUAAAGUUGCCGAUACUGGGAUUGGAAUUUCCGGAGAACAGUUGGUUCGACUUUUCAGGCCAUUCUCCCAGGCUGACAGUUCGACAGCGAGAUCAUACGGAGGGAGUGGGCUUGGGUUGAGCAUCUGCAAAGCAAUAAUAGAGGAUGUGCUUGGUGGCAAAAUUUGGCUGCAAUCAGAGGAAGGGGUGGGCACGACCGUUACCUUUACACUGGUAUUUAACAAAGCCCCGAAGAACGCUGUGGUCAAAAUGCCAUGGUCUCAAGAUGGCACUCAAGAGAAGAAACAGAUUCCCAUGAGACAGGCAGUCAGGGAUCUCAAGUCUCUCGCCCGAAACAGGAUCCGCGUCUGCAUUGCCGAAGAUAACCCAAUCAACCAAAAAAUUGCAGUGACUUUCGUUAGGAAUUUGGGACUAGAGUGCGAGGCGUUUAGCGAUGGUCAGCAGGCUGUGGAAGCUCUUAGACGUGCAUCUGCAGAAGGAAACCCUUUCCACCUUGUCCUAAUGGACGUUCAAAUGCCGGUUCUGGACGGAUAUAAUGCUACGCGGAGGAUUCGUGAGGAUUUGGACCCGUGCGUCAACGAUGUUCUCGUAAUAGCCAUGACCGCCAGUGCUAUUGAAGGGGAUCGCGAAAAAUGCAUCGACGCCGGCAUGAACAAUUACCUCGCUAAACCCGUCAGGUCUGAUGUACUGAAAAGGAUGCUUGAUCAGUAUCUAGCACCUUCGAUGGAGUCCGAGCUCCCGAGAUGGGGAUGUCGACGGCGCCGGGCACGCUCGACUGCGGCUGCUUCUGGUCCUUCUCCCGUUGAAGAGGAACCGCAAACCAACAUCGUUCCUGAAUUUGAAUCCAAAACCUCCAUUAAGGGAAAGCCUGGGGAUCUAUAUGCGUUUAUGCCGAACGGCUCGAAACCGCCCGACAGCCCUCCCGCGGGUGCCUCCUUCAGCGCCGCACAGACUACUUCUCCUGAUGCUGCUGCUGCUGCCGCUGCUGAUACCAUAUCAAGCACUCACACCAAUACGAGUGGGAAUGGAGAGAGCUCCGCACUUGUGGAGCCGUCUAAAUAA